CUCAGCCACGUGUUCUGCUCUUCUUCUUUUCCCCUGCAGCCGAACAAGGAGCCCAAGCCAUUGACACACCCACCCUCUUGAGAAACGGUAAAAGCUUGAUUUUUUUUCCUUCUUUCUUGUUCAAGAACAAGAUUUAGAACUUAGAAAUCUUUCCCCCUGCAGAAAAUUUCAGAUCUGCUCUGUUCCCUCCCCUCCGUCCGCUGCUCUUGGUUUGUGGGUGUGAAUUCUUCAGGUUUCUAAUCCCCUAAGGUCUCCUUCACUUCCCGUCGGUUUCCCCAACCCGCCAGCUCCGAUUUUUCUUGCUGAAUUUCUGGUAUGUGACAGCUCCCUCUAAGUCCCAAAAUUACCCAUUAGUUGCUAAAUUUAUCCAUUAACUGCCGCUCUUGUGCUGUCUGAAUUUUUGCUGAAAUAGGGGAUGGAUUCCGAAUUUUCUGCUCUUUGCCAAAUUUCUGAAAGUUGCAGUUAUUGUUCACGCGUAGUUACUGUUCAUACACUGAAUUUCAAUUAUUUGGAGUAUAAAAUCUCGUGGAAUGCGUAAGUUAUCCAUGUUGAUAUAAAUGGCGUCAUGAUUAGGGGAUAGUCGUGGUGGUGAUUUCUUUUAGAUUCGUGGUAAUAUGGUUAUUAAUCCUGGAAUAUUUUGGUUAGGUUCUUUAUUAUUCUGUCACCCUAGGACUUGGAGUGAAUUUUCUAUGUUAUGCAACUGAGGUAAGUAAAUUAUGGUAACACUCUUCAAUUUCAAAGUAAAAGUAUAUUUUAAAUUGUUUUUGAGAUGGUAGCAAGGUUUAAAUUGAUUUUAUUAACACCUGAGCAUGAUUAGAAUGAAAAUGAAAAUUUUUAUUUUUUUUGGGGUUGAGCAUACCCACAUGGAAUUUUUUGGUUUAUUCUUGAAAUUUGAGAUUGAUUAUGAAUUACGGAUUUUUCUUGUAAAUUCUGCAUGGUUUUGUCUUUAAUAUAGUCAUGAUUAUUGAUUACUGACGCCCGCUAGUGGGAGUUUGCAAACGCUAGCACAUGUCGACAUGUAUACUGAUAGGACCAGUUCAUUCUGUAAUCCUGCCAAUGGGAUAAUACAUUGAUUAUUAAUGAAACUAAUGCCUGCCAGUGGGAGUUGUUAAACACUGGCCAUGACUUAUAGAUGAGACUAUUACUGAAUCUUAUUCUGCAUUAACGGUUUAUCAUUGAACAUUUUGUUAUGUUAAAUUAUUUAUCAGGCAUGCUUAAAUUUUACUCAUGGGUUAUCCAUAUUUUUACUUACUAAGAUAUCUUAUCUCAUAGUUUUCCUUGUCCACCAUUUCAGGAAGUGAAACCUGAGGCCUGGUUAACUAGGAGGAGUGACGAGCUAGAAGGCUAGUCAGUAUUUUGGACUUAGAUCCUUUUUGGACUUAAGCCGUUAGCCACACAUGCUUGACAUAGAUGUAAAAUGAUUAAUCAUUUUUUUGUAUACUGAGUUUCCCUUGGUUAUAGCCAUGACUGUCUUAUAAACUUCUGUACAUCUUGACUAUUAAAUUUUGGUAAUGGAAAGCUAGAUAUUAACUGACU
This is a messenger RNA of Rubroshorea leprosula, 1536 nucleotides long. The record is from the annotation of a GenBank genome assembly. Lineage: Eukaryota; Viridiplantae; Streptophyta; Magnoliopsida; Malvales; Dipterocarpaceae.